CAAUGAACCAUCAGGCGGUGAGAGGCACGCAUGUUGGGCUGGAGGCAUUGGCACGGUUUUAGCACAUUAUUAUUUUCAAUUGUGCCUUUUCUUUGGUUUAUUGAGUCAUUUUCCAAGUACUGAUACACUGUAUGGCGGUUACAAGGCUCAGCUGGAAAGGGUUGCUUCGUCGAGUUUGAUGAAAACGAGGUCGGGAUCAGACUAUCGUUAGCCCCUCCUGGUGGAUUUUUUUUUUCGUUAUUUUUUUCAAGCCCACAAAGCAAGGCAGAUAAAAAUGUCGUUGACUGCUUCGUCAGAUUAUUUCGCCGCCGAGUGUCUGGUAUCGAUAUCCAGCGGUCCUGUCCUGCACAGACCCACCCCGGUCGCCCCCGCCACCCAAGCGGCCACGGUGGGCCUGAUCCCUGGGGAGCCCGACGGGUCGAGCGAGGACAGGGAAGUGCGGGAGACACUGGGGCUCGAGGGGGCGAACAUGAUGGCGGUGGCCGGUAUCCUCACCGACCUGCACGGUAAGUUCCGCCCUAUGUCGGCCUACUCGGAGAGCAGCAACUCCUCGUGUGGUGGGGAGAGCGGUUAUACCACGUUGUCCGACCCGACCACCCCUACCAUGACCCCCUCCGCCACCCCGGUCCCCGGACAGCAACAGCAGCUGAGGGCGGGAGGAGGAGGAGGUGUGGGGGCCCCGCGCUCCCCGGUGAAGCGACAUCAGUGCACUUUUGACGGAUGCGACAGAGUUUACGGGAAAUCGUCCCACCUGAAGGCACACAUCCGGACACACACAGGUGAGAGGCCAUUCCCGUGCGCCUGGCCCGACUGUGAGAAGAAGUUUGCCCGCUCCGAUGAGCUAGCCCGCCAUACCCGCACCCACACAGGGGAAAAGCGCUUCCUGUGCCCACUGUGCGAUAAGCGCUUCAUGCGCAGCGACCACCUGAUCAAGCACGCCCGCCGUCAUCCUGACUUCCAGCCCUCCAUGUUGAAACGCAACAAGGGCACAUCCUCCUCUUCCAAUCCCAUCAGGAUGGUUAGCGGUGGGGGUUCCACGGCAGGAACACAGAGGGGUCAAAGUGGUUUCAAGUUAACCAGCAACAAUCAGAUCCACUGAAUAUGAUUUAGCAUUGCUGUGUUGUACUCAAAAAUGUGCACAUAACACACAGACACACGUAUACAAGCCAAUACGUAAAGCUGGAUGUGAGGGGGAAGUAGCCUCAUCGCUCCUUCAACACAGAUGAGUCAUGUGACCACUACCCCACUGCUCAAAAUAACAAGGGUUGGGUAUAGAAAAUGUUCCAAAUCUAUAAGAACUGGGGGUUCGUUAAGAAAUGUGCUUUUCGAUUCCACCUAUCGUUUCCUGAAAGCAAAGUUUGGACCUACCGCACUUCAUUUCCGUUGCCGGUCACACAUGUAUCAAAGCAUGUGCAUCAUGUUUACAGUAUGACAGACUGGAGCUGGCUUUCAAAAGUAUGGCUUCGCUAAAGAUUGUAGUGAUGCAGUGAAAUGUCAUCACUGCAUGAAAAUGAAUACACACAAGGGGAAAAAAAACUGUCUUGUAUGAUAACACAUUUACUAUAGAAUGGUAUAAGAAUACAGCAUUUUUGAUGUCCUGUAUCAUGACAUGGUGAUAUUAAAUUGCAAAACCUUUUUAUAGAUCAAAUAACCAGAUGGGAAUGACUGUUUUUUGGUUAAUCCGCUAAAUUAGAUACAGGACAAAUCAAGGUACUUCAUCACAUUGAUGUAAAAAUUCUGUAACAGCAGUUAUGUCAUGAAGCAGUCCUGCUUGUUGAUUUGACAGUGACAAUAUUAUUAGGCUUUAAUGCCACACAGAGAAAAAAAUAAUGUCAAACCAUUCAACAUGGCACGACAGAGAAUAUUUUGAUUUCUCUCUCUUUUUUUUUUUUUUUAGACAAAAACAAAUCACAAAAUCCAUCGUCAUUUAUUGCAUGUUUAUGGCAGCUCAAACCCUGUCAAAAUAAAUGUGGUUUUUGCUUUCAGCAUACUUUGGUUUCUUUUCUCACUCAGGAUUCGAUUAGAGUGGAAAUCAUUAAGCAGAUUGGAACUGGAGAAAAACCCCAACCCUAAAAAUAACCUCAUCACCUAAAACUGAAACACUUUCACAGAUUGCAGGGACCUUCCACAUUUUCUGUAAAAUAUUCUGCACAUAUAUCAUCAGCCAAAACUUCCGUUUUUUCUGGUUAAUUUGUAGAUUGCUGCGCUCUUCAGUACCAUUUCUUUACCAUGAGUAGCACAAUAUUGUGAUAUUAGCUAGCGAGGCAGUGACUAGAAGUCUUUUAGCUUUUCGUUAUGUUUUGUUUUGUUUUAGCUUUGCUGAUUCCAUAUAAAAGUUUUAGCGGUGACACAUUCCUUAAUUUUUAUUGAAUUAGUAACCAUCAUUGCAGUGAUUUGUUAAUAUUUUUUCUUUGUAUAUUCAAUUUGAUUAUAGAUCAAAUAUUAAUUUUACCAGGAAGUGGAUAAAACUGUUUUGCAUGCCAUCCUCAAGUCUAGAUCAGUUGUCAUCCAUGAAAUGCUGACACAUAAUACAUAGUGGUGUUAUGUCUAAUACUGAUGCAAAUGUAUAUAAGCUUCAAGCUUUUAAUGUAGAAAACUGGUAAUGCUACUAGCAGCAGAAUUAAUACAUGUGAUGAAUUUGUAGUCCUUAUAUUAGGGGUGACAGUAUACGAUUGAUAGGAUGGCAUUGCCUGUGAGUGUCAGUGUGUAUGUGUUUUUUAUUCACAUUUUUAUUAGCGCCGGAACUGGGAAUAGUGUGUAUGUGAUUGUAUCAAAAUAUCUGUGUGUGUGGGGGGGUUGUGUGCUUGACUCUCAGCCUGCUGCCUUCAAAGUAAAAGUACCCACCGCACUCAUCAGGGGUGGCGAGCCAGACGGCAGAACACAUUUCAGGAUCAGGUGUGCCAGGUGUUUCUUUACAUGGUUUGAGUUUCAGCAGCAGAUGAACCAGAGCCUCAUAUAUGACAGUGGGGAAUGAAAACUAUAUUUAAUUAAACUUCCUCAUUUUCUUUCAAUGGGAUUGUUCAGGAAAGCUAAUACCAGUAGACCCAAGGAGGAUAUUUUCACUUGUCAAAGCAGCAAAAGCACAGGUGCAACUAAUAAAGCUGAAAAAGCCCUGUUCUAUGGAGGCGUGUUAUUGACCCAGUGUGCACAAGAUGCUUGUAAACAGGAAGCAGCCAUUAAUGGUCUCUUUAGUUACACCUGUGUGUGACAAGUUAAAAUGUCUGCUGUGAUUAAGACAUCAUGCUGUGUUAGAAUUAAAGCCUGUUCAGUGUAUUUGAGAAACCUGACACCUCAAUAUUCCUAUAUGCCAAAAAGUCCAAAAACUCACGUGUUUUGUUCAUGCUUAACAGAAUCAACCAAACCUCAAGGAAAUUAGUUGUUUAAAAUCUAUUCGGGUACACACAGUGUCCAGGUCUGAUUCCAGAGGCUGAAUUUUUUUCUCUCUCUCCUGUUUCCACACUGUUUGUCCAGCUCAUGGACAUGUUCCUUUAUCUCAGAGAACGACACUUCAGGAAAAUCUGAAAGCCUUAAACUAUGUCAUAACUACUUUGCACCAUGUUUACAGUUGGAUCAUUGUAUAGGUAUAUAUGCCCUUUUGUUGGGGUUAUUACAGAUACUCAUUAUGCAAUAUGGCACUUUUUUUCUUACAGGUGUAUUUGGCUGAAUAGUGUAAUGGCUUGCACUGUUACUUCGCUUCUGUAAGCAAGCACUGUGGAACCUUGCUAGUGUGUUGUUAGCCAAUGGUUUGUAAAACUGCCUUUUUGUCCAAGUGCUUUAGAACGUUUGAUAAAAGAACUGGGUAGUUUUCUUUUUAUUCUUACUUUUAGUGUUUGCUUAGUUAUUCAGGCUAUCUCUUGUUGUGGAACUUGUGUUGUUUUGUUUUUUGUUGGUUUUUUUUUUUCUUAUUUUCUGAAUGGAACACGCUUCAUUUGUGCUUCCAGAUCUGUUGACUUUGUCUCCUCCACACUAAAAUUCAAAGAGGAAGACUGCAUUCGUCCUCAUUCAUCCGUCAAACCAUGUACACACACCAUUUAACUGAUCUCGUUUUAAUGGGAGCUGUACUCAUUGGAGCGAACGCAACACUUUUGUACACAUUUCUUCCUCAGAGGUUCAAUCUGUUGACAGUUUUUUGGUUGCUGCUGGCAGUAACCUUGAACACAUGGACUGUUUAACGCAAGGAACACACACACACAAUAUACUCGUCUUUACGUCUUCGAAUGGACAUAUCUUCUCCCGUCUCUCCUCACAGAUGGGAGUGUCUUCUCACACAGACUAUCAGGUCUCAAAGCUAUAAUAUCACCAGAACAACAUACCUCACACUUUUUUUUCUUUUUUUUGUGGUGUCUGUUCAAAAUCCAUCCAACCUGUCUUUCAGAAAUUCCUAUAAGCCACUGAGCCUUGGGUUCCAGAAAUGUGUUUGUAUCAGCUAGAUGGUCCAUAGUGUACCCUUAUCCUCACCUUAUGCAACUUCACUACUACCUGUGUAGCAGCAGAAUUUCCAUUUUCCUUGCCUCAAUGAACUUCUGUUGUUAAUAGACAGUAGCAAAUGAGUCUGCUGGAUAAAUCCUGCACCAACAGCCCCUGUCAUUAAGACAAGCAGGAGUUUUAGUCACCAAGGGAAAGACUCACUGCUGGGUGCCAGAGGCUUAAAAAGGAGUAUUAAAAUGAGAAUUAAAAGAAAACAAAAACUGUCACUUCACUGUAGAUUUCAUUUGAAAGAGCUCGGUCCAAAUCUAUUUGUUCAUAUCACUGAAUGUGGCUUGACGACAGAUGAGCAUAACCUACUUUGUAUUUCAGUUUUCCUGCGCUGCCUCGCUGAGAAAAUAAUGAUAAUAAUGCGAUCUUUUCUCUUGUCACCACACUAAUUCAGAUAUGCACAUUGUACAGAAAAGGAUGUUGUUUUUAAAUUGAUGCCUAAUUUUUACAUUAAUGUAAUUUUUAAAAAAUCCUCUUAUCAAAGCUUUAGUUAAGGAGGAACUGUGGAACUAAAUAAUUGCUGCAACAAGCUGUUUUGAUAUUUAUAUUCUCAGGUGUCUUCAAUUUUGAGCAUUGGAUUUUCAAUACUUCCUGUUCAACACCUAAAUACAAGCAUGUAUUAUCUCUUGUUUUGCCGAUUAAUUUAUUCCAAAAUUAUGUAUCAUUUGAGUGGUUUAAUUAUUCUUUUCAUAACUCAUUUUGUGAUAUGGAACAGUACUAAUAUUAAAUGGUUCCAUUGUUUGCUUGACAUGAGAAUACCAGUGCUUUUUUUAAAAAAGAAAUAAAGAUCCUUAAGUUGA
This is a messenger RNA of Scatophagus argus, 5276 nucleotides long. RefSeq lists its product as uncharacterized. NCBI's taxonomy places the organism in Eukaryota, Metazoa, Chordata, Actinopteri, Scatophagidae. The record is from RefSeq and is a predicted model, not a curated record. Gene Ontology annotation, molecular function: DNA-binding transcription factor activity, RNA polymerase II-specific; RNA polymerase II cis-regulatory region sequence-specific DNA binding. Bases 275 to 1099 code for a protein of 274 amino acids. The transcript is spliced from 2 exons. Gene Ontology annotation, biological process: regulation of transcription by RNA polymerase II.